Molecule: messenger RNA, 3601 nt
Organism: Ctenopharyngodon idella (grass carp)
Lineage: Eukaryota; Metazoa; Chordata; Actinopteri; Cypriniformes; Xenocyprididae
Gene: ccdc85b
Product: coiled-coil domain containing 85B
Exons: 2
Coding region: 1074-1676 (200 amino acids)
Biological process (GO): negative regulation of DNA-templated transcription
Cellular component (GO): nucleus
Source: RefSeq, a predicted model, not a curated record
AGCAAUUGUGCUGGAGAGCAGGGAGGAAGGAUGUGGCUAAAUACCAUGGCUUAAAGCAGAGAAAAAGCUUUUGUCACCCUUUCCGUUAGUUUUGUGAAUGUGUCCCGUGUGUAUGCAGUCUCAUCUCUGCAGUGGGAACACCUCAUCUAGAGAUAAUUCAACAUAAAUGUACUAAUAGCCUUUGAAAUGUAUCUUCAGUGUGUUAUAAGAAUAUCAUGAAGCUUUAGACAUUAGAAACAGCUGUGAGAGGGGAACUCAAUCCCUAGCCAGGAUACAGUGCAGAUUUUUACGGUAAGGGAAGAGAGGAGGGGGUGAAGAGGAGAGGGGGAGGAGAGGAGGAGAUGGGGGAAGACAUCACUGCCUCUCCAACCACCACCACCACCAAAGGAAACACUGUAAUCUCAAGGAACAUCUCAACGAAUUCCUCAGGAAUCACCACGAAGUAAACCCCCAGGCUGCUACCAUACAUUUCAACGUCGUUGAUUCGGAUUAUCCGUCUUAUUUCUAGUGUAAAAACCGACCAAUCGCAUGCAGCACUAGUGUGCCCAGCCUGUCCUACAUUUCGACUCUUAUUUAUUUAUUUAUUUUUCAUAUUUACAAGGCGUUUUAGGAACGCUAGCCAUUGGAUUUCUUGGCUGUUUAGGCAGUAAAUAAUAACAUGGUUAUUCUGUGGAUUGCACUGGAAUGAGUGGAAGCUUUUGGGCGGAGAGAGACGGAUGCGGACGGACAUUGUGAUCUCUCAUAAUACAGAAGAGAAGAGAUGCUCCACGGGGAUUAUCUUAAACCUCUGUGUUGACCUCUCAUCCCAUCCCGAGGAGCAGGAACAAACGCGAUUGUGCUUCGGUGCUUCCCAGAAACCAAAUACUGAGAAAUUAAUGCUGCCAAUGACGGUUUAAAACACCGAGGAGAGAGGUUAUAAAUAGCGGACCGAAGAGGAAAUGGCCGUUUUCUUCGUGCCUGGGUGAGGAAUGUUGCGAUCCAUUUACAGCGACAGACAUCUCAUGUGCCUCGUAAGACUUAUUUUAUGGUUUAACCGCAGUAAUAUCAAUUGAUGGUGAUCAUUUGUGUACAAUAUGGGGAGCGACAGUGAAAUAUUGAACCGGGAGCUGUCAAAGAUGUCCGACGAAGACUUGCUGACUUGUUCUAAGGAAGAGCUGGUGAAUCGACUCCGCAAAGAAGAAUCGGAUAAGAUGUCCGCUCUCAUACAGCGCGGCCGAUUAAUCAAGGAGGUCAAUAAACAACUGCAGGGACAUCUGCUUGAAAUCAGGGAACUCAAAGUCAUCAACCAGCGGCUGCAAGAGGAGAACCAGGAACUUCGGGAUUUAUGCUGCUUUCUGGAUGAUGACCGUCUGAAGGUGAAGAAGCUCGCACGUGAGUGGCAACUAUUCGGCCAUCAUGCUGCCAAAGUGAUGCGCGAGGACCUUGGCGGAUACCUCAAGAAGCUCGCCGACCUGGAGCGGAUGCAGGACGGUCUGGUGAAGGAGAAUCUGGAUCUGAAGGAACUUUGUUUGGUGCUUGAGGAAGAGUGUGUGAGCAGAAGUGAUUCAAGCCCGGGUGGCUCCACGGAUCUCAACAUACCGUGUAUGGUGGCCCGGGAUGUGGGUGACGGGAGCUCCAGCACCGGGAGUGUUGGCAGUCCAGACCAGCUGCACUUGGUGUGUUCACCAGAUGACUGAAGGAGAGGAGCAGAGCCAUAUUACUUUAACCUUCUCUCUUGAUGCUGAGACAGACUUUUUAUGCCUACAAAAGUAGUUUACAUUUUCUGACAAUGACAUCUCAGAUUUUGGUGGAAAUAGACCGAGACUUAUAAAGUAGGCUAGUUUACUGAUGGGCUUUUUGAUGCCAUAAGGACAGUUUCUCUAUAUUUAAUUGAUUAACAUUUUAUAGUUGGCAGACCUUUAAAACUUGAGGGAAAUUAUUGGGUGCCAGGCAAAAUAGAAUUAUUUUUAAGCUUUAAAGUGACAGCCUUUUCUUUCAAAACCUGUCCUCCUGCUGGAAAAUCCAGCUUAAAGGAAUAGUUUAUGAAACAGAAAUGAAAAAUCUGCCUUUAUUUACUUACCCUAAUGUCUUUCCAAACCUGUAUGACUUUUCUUCUGCAGAACACAAAUGAAGAUAUUUUGAAGAACUGUUUUUAGCCAUAAAAUAAAAGUCAAAGGUGUCCAAUACCGAAUUGGACCCCAUUGACUUUCAUCGUAUGGACCAGGCUUCACAAACUGGGGGUUUGUGAGGGAACUGCAAGGGGUUCAUGAGUGGAUGAAAAGCUAAUGAUUAAAUUAUUUAAAAUGAUUAUAUUAUUUUAAAUAAGACAUUUUUUGGCUGACAAAGAAAGUUUGGGAAUCCCUUGUAUUGACAAAAACAUGUGCAUUUUUCCAGGAUAUUUUCUUUUGCUCUGCAGAAGAAAGAAAGUCAUACAGGAAUGAAUGAGAAUGAUUCAUCACUUUCCCCAUUAAACUGGUAGCUGUGUUUUUGAUACAUGGUGGCUGAUUUCUAGCUGGUCUAAGCUAGUCCUGGACCACCUUAAAAUUAUAUGACCAUCUGGUCUAAGAUGGCCUACCGGCUUGAACUUUCUAGAAACCAUCCACCAUGUUUCAGAAGCUUCAAAUUUUCCUGCAGGCCUAUUUAUCGUAUUAGUAGCAUUAUUUGAAUGUAUGUUUUUUUCGAAGUGUUGCUGGAAUGUUUCCUUUCAUCUCUUACAUGGGUUGUAGAUAGGGGCAAAUAGUUUUGGGGUUGACAUUUUAAACAACAUUGCGAGAAACUGCUAACUUUUUCCAGGUUUUACUGCGCACUGAUCUGUUCACGGGCUGAUGUUUCUCCUACAAUGCACUAUGACAGGGCUGCAAUGAAUCGUCAAUCUUUGGAGAUUCACAUUUUUACUGAUUAAUAGAGCCAUAUACUAUAAUGAUCUGUUUGAGAUCAUUUACAAAAAGCACUGAAUCAUUUUCAAGAAUGGAGAGGAAAUGGUAGUAUCAAAUGAUUGUGCAAAGCAAGGCCUCCUUUGUAAGCAGAUCAGAUUUUUUGUGACAUAAUAUGGCUGUAUCGCAGAGGCCCAAGAUUUAUUCACUGGAAAUGCACAUGUUACUAGACCACUUUUCUACAGUAUGAGAUUGUUAUUUCUUGUUUAUUUUGAACUGGACAGUAUAAUUCACUAGAUGUAGUGACGUGUGCUCCACUAAACGGUGUUGCUGUGCUCUGCACUGAAUCCAAAAUUAACUUUCUUUUGCAUUAACCCCACUUUAACUUCACAGCUGUACUGUACAAAGCUUUUUGUGUUCAGUUAUUGCUUUGACAAGACUUUAAUUAAUACAUGCUUAAUUUCAUGUUUGGAGGAGAAAACAUUGACAGACAUGUAGUUUUAAAAUUAUUGUGCUAGAUAUUGUUAUAAUUAUAGUCAUUUUUGUUGUAUUUGCUGCAUACUACAAGACCCUCCUACAUAGGAUUGUUCUGUUGUACAUGGUUUUAUUCCAAAUAUGAUCAGUAUUAUUUCAAUGACUUCAGUUUUAUAGCUACAAGACCCAGCUCUCUGAUUGAUUAGCAUUUGCUUUGUUUCAGGCUAUGCUCAUAGUGAGUGAGAUAGCUUUAAAUACACUUGACUGACACACCA